AUGAAUAAAAAGUUGCUCAAAGCAUCUACCACGGCUGCCAUCAACAAGGCAUCCACCUCUAAUCCGCUUAAGGACCAUGUUGCGCCUGUGAAGGAAGUGAAGAAAUCUGAGGUAGCGCCACAGAUGAGCGUCACAGAACUUUCUUCACUUCUGUCCUUGGAUGAAGCGGAGGAAGUCUCUUCACAUCCGAUUUUGAAAUUUGUCGACUUUUCCGUACCUCUAGAGAAGCUGAUUUUCAUCUUCGUUUCAUCUCCGCGCUUCGCCUCUGUCACAAGUUUUCCCAUGGAUGUGCCUUUCAUUCGUGCUAAUCUUGCAACGUUGACUGGACCGGCAGUGCUUGAAGCGGCACGUCUUCUCGCAGACAGCGAACUUGCGUCAUCGAUGUGCGUUACGCCUGAGUCGGAACGUGAAAACCUGCAAAGGACAUCGUCGCUCUUUGUCGGGAUCUACCGCGAAAGAUUUAAAUCCACUCGACUGCCUCCAUCGAUGGCCGUUGCAAUCAAUAUACUUCUUGGAUGCGUCAUUGAUCCAACUCGAACGGUAGCUGAGAUCUCUGUCAAUGAUAUGAAGCAAAUGAUAUUCCGAGCGGAAGUCCAUCAUAACGUGGCGUGCACUGCCCUUGACAUUGAUCAGUGGGAUAAGUUCAAGUCUAUUAUGAAUUCAUGUCCACUAUCACCUCACUACUCGCCUAUACUUGUAUUUCACAUAACAAGCUUUAUUCUAAGGAAU
Ostertagia ostertagi is the source of this 729-nucleotide messenger RNA. NCBI's taxonomy places the organism in Eukaryota, Metazoa, Nematoda, Chromadorea, Rhabditida, Trichostrongylidae. The record is from the annotation of a GenBank genome assembly.